AUGAAGUUCAUCAGCCAGCUAUCUGUCGCCGCUCUGGCUUCGUACGCCUCCGCUGCUUCUGUGGACGUUAACAAGCGAGAGACACCUCUCAGUGUUCAGCUUACGGCGGCCGGUAACUCAGCGGUCAAGGUUACUCUGACCAACAGCGGCGAGAAGAACCUGAACCUUCUCAGCAAGGGCACCUUCUUGGACGAGCAGCUCCCUGUCGAGAAAGUUUCGGUGUACUCCGCGGGAGGCAGCGCUAAGGUUCCUUUCGAGGGUAUCAAGGUCCGCCUAUUGACCUCCGGUCUCAGUGCGGAUGACUUCCUCUCCUUGGCAGCUGGAGAGACGAAAGAGCUGACGGUUGAGACCGCUGCUCUCCACACCUUGGAUGCUGGAGGUGACUUUGACAUCUUCGCCAAGGGCCUCCUUCCGUUUGCUGAGGAGGGCUCAACCGAGCUUGCCGGCUCCUUCAACUACGAGUCCAACAAGCUAGCCAUGUCCAUCGAUGGAGCCCAGGCCGCUCAGGUCGCCAAGGCUCUCACCAAGCGAACAGUCAUUGGCUCAAGCUGCACCGGAACUCGCCUCUCUACUGUCCGGACUGCUCUGUCCAACUGCGCAAGGCUUGCAACCUCUGCGGCAACAGCUGCCACAGCCGGCACAAAGCUCACGACAUACUUCAAGUCGACGACCACUGCCACGAGGAACACAGUUGCUGCUCGCUUGAGGGCUGUCUCAACUGACUGCGGCGGUACCUCGUCUAGGACGUCUACCAACUGCAAUGACCCGUACGGUGGAUGCGCAUCCAACGUCCUUGCCUACACGGUCCCCUCCGCGAACUUCAUCACCUAUUGCCCGAUCUUCUUCAGCGAUCUUCCAGCGCUGUCAUCGACCUGCCAUGGACAGGAUCAGGCGACCACUGUCCUGCACGAGGAAACCCAUGCUCCGGGUGUCUACAGCCCAGGAACAGACGACUUGGGCUACGGCUACGCUGCCGCUACCAGACUGUCCACUGCCAAUGCCCUGAACAAUGCUGAUUCAUUCGCUUUGUACGCCAACGCCGUCUACCUCAACUGCUAA
Messenger RNA from Dothidotthia symphoricarpi CBS 119687, 1059 nucleotides. RefSeq names its product neutral protease 2-like protein. The transcript is spliced from 3 exons. The coding region runs from base 1 to 1059 and encodes 352 amino acids. Gene Ontology annotation, molecular function: metalloendopeptidase activity. Lineage: Eukaryota; Fungi; Ascomycota; Dothideomycetes; Pleosporales; Dothidotthiaceae. The record is from RefSeq and is a predicted model, not a curated record. Gene Ontology annotation, biological process: proteolysis.